This is a messenger RNA of Dimorphilus gyrociliatus, 556 nucleotides long. Lineage: Eukaryota; Metazoa; Annelida; Polychaeta; Dinophilidae. The record is from the annotation of a GenBank genome assembly.
CAAUCCGUAGCGAUUUUAUUUAAAAGAUCCUGUCGAAACUUGUCGUCAAAUAAAAAUGUCUUUCUCCAGGGGUGAUAUUACUUUAGAAAAAUUGAAGAAGAAAAAGCGUAAAGAAUUAAGCGAAGAACAAAAGCAGGAAAUAAAAGAAGCGUUUUCCAUGUUUGACGGGGAUAAUGAUAAUAAUAUAGACUAUUACGAAUGCAAAACUGCAAUGAAAGCUUUAGGAUUCCCUGGGAAAAAAGAGGAAGUUUUAAAAAUUAUGAAAGAUUACGAUCGUAACAAUUCAGGGAAAUUAUCAUUCCAAGAUUUUAAUGAAGUCAUGACUGACUUAAUACUACAAAGAGAUCCUCAGGAAGAAUUUAGAAAAGCCUUUCAACUAUUUGACGAUGAUGGUACAGGUUCAAUCAGUUUGAGAAAUCUUCGAAGGGUAGCAAGAGAGCUACAAGAAACAAUGAAUGACGACGAACUUCGUGCUAUGAUUGAAGAGUUUGAUCUAAAUGGAGACGGUGAAAUUAAUUAUGAAGAAUUCUUGGCCAUAAUGACUGGAGACUUGUAG